This is a messenger RNA of Aureobasidium subglaciale EXF-2481, 2817 nucleotides long. Its product is annotated as glycoside hydrolase family 78 protein. Bases 250 to 2742 code for a protein of 830 amino acids. Gene Ontology annotation, biological process: carbohydrate metabolic process. NCBI's taxonomy places the organism in Eukaryota, Fungi, Ascomycota, Dothideomycetes, Dothideales, Saccotheciaceae. The record is from RefSeq and is a predicted model, not a curated record. The transcript has 3 exons.
UACAAGUCAUCUCACACGGGGAGACAGUAGAACCUUGUCCAAGCUUGUAAACUUACUCUCUAUAGCUUAUCAUAUCGUGUUGCUGAGCUCAGACCUCGUAAGGUAGGAACAUCUACAGAUGGAUGUGGAGCCGAUGCGUCGUCCGGGUUAUCAUCCUGGCGAUCUUACCGACACUGUGGCACACCUACCAAGCUAUAAAGAGGAUGUUUGUAUUCCUGGUGAAAGCACGACAAGCCUUCCCUAGUGACCAUGAGAAUAAAUACUAGUCUGCUAUGGAGUCUGUUGUGGACAUAUGUCGCCAUCCCACUGGCCAGCUGUGACAAGCUCUAUCCUGCCGCUAUCGCUCUCGGUGCGGCGACUCAACACAACACAUGCUCAUUUGCGGCUUUCACUCUCAACUCAAGUAGCCCUGUAGCGACACUGGACUAUGGCUUCGAGGUUGCUGGUUACCCGUUCUUCCAGGUUGCCGGCUUCAAAGGACCGGUGCAGAUUGAGACAAGAUACUCAGAAGAUCUAGGAGAGAUCGAUCUUCCAUAUUCUGAUGGUCCGUUCCCGUUCGGUGAAGGCCUCUCAAACACAUACAGAAUUGAGACACUCGAAAUCACAUCGAAAGGUCAACUCAACUCAUACCUCGCGCAAGGUGGCCAACGCUGGCAAACAAUUCGUUUGCUCACAUCCGGAUAUGUGACGUUUGCCAGUGUCGGAUUCACGGCGACCAUCAAUCCAGUCGAUGCUAAUAAAUUGCCUGGUCGCUUCCAGUCAUCGAAUCCUCUCUACAAUGAAAUUUGGAGACUUGGAGCUAGAGCUGCCACUGCUUCUUGCUUCGAUGCGGGUGCUUACAAGUCGAAGUGGGAUGUCAGCAAAAUUGAUGGUGCAUUCGUUCGGGGUUCCCGUCCGAGUAUCUCCGUCAAGGGGAAUGAUUUCUCUAACUACAACUUGACUUUCUCUGCCAAGAUCAAGCGUGGUGGACUAGGUUGGGCUUUGGCUUAUGCUGUGAAUAGUAGAAGUGGUGGCAUCCAGCUCAACCUUGUUGGGGACUACCCCGACAAUUCUACGUUCGCUAACGUCAAUCGAACCCUUCUCCCAGCCAACAGUGUCGUCCUUGGCUAUGGAUUCAGUCUUGUGAACCAGACCACGGUCGACUCAUACUACCUUGACAGUUUUAAGGUGCCCUUUGACGUCAGAGAAGGCCAGUGGUACUCAAUCUCAGCUCUCAUGCAUGAAGGCAACUACCUGGCUGUUCUGAUUGACGGCACGAAGAUAUUCAACAUUACGCUCAACGACUACUACACUGCGAGCUCAGGUGCCGUCACCACCGGCUCAUUCGGAUUCGGCGGCUGGCAAGAUCAAUCUGCAUACUUCAAAGAUGUCGAAGUGGUAUCAAGCAACGGUACAACGAUCUACACCAAUCCCAUGAUCGAUCCUGUGACUGUACUGACAGAGUAUGGCGUUCGAUACAACACACACCCUGUUUGUCUUGAUGGCGCCAAACGAGACCGCCUUGUCUGGUUGGGUGACUUCUAUCACACAGCGGGAAUCAUUGCGACAUCUACUUCUCGCAAAGAUCACUCUGCUGGUACUCUCCAGGAUUUCCUUGACUGGCAGUUGUCUACAGGUCAGCUUCCGCUCUAUACUGCUUUAGGCUACAAUGGAUCUGCAUCUUUACAGUUCGCUUCCACUGGGCCUGAAGGGCAGUUCUAUGCCUUGCAAGAUUAUCACAUCUUGGGACUGCUCUCUUUCGUCUCCCAUAUGCGCUACAACAACGAUAUUGCCUUUGCUACGGAAAACUGGUCACAGUGGAAACUCGCGGUCAACUGGUUGAUUAGUAAAAUCGACAGGUCUACCGGGCUGGUCACAUUGUUCUUCACCUUCUUCCCGGAUAGCAGUGGCUUAGCAGUCAAUUCUGCUUCCGUGCAGGCUCUGCGGGGAGCUGCCGAGAUCGCCGGAGUGCUCGGUGACACUGCUUCUGCUAGUUCAUGGACCGCCGUAGCUGAUCAGCUCACUGCAACGAUCCAAUCUCAGUUCUGGCAAGCUAACCUGGGCUACUUCAGCGACACACCCCAAAACACAACCAAAAUAUCUGUUCAAGGUCUAGCCUUCGUCGUCACAUCAGGUAUUGCAUCACAGUCGCAAGCAGCGUCCUCUAUAAACGCUCUGACUGCUCUCAAGCUAUCUCCUGGGUACAAAGACACCACCACAGUCUCUUCAGAGGGUGUAGUAAGCAUAUCACCAAACACCAAUGGCUUCCUUCUCGCCGCACUCAUGCAAUCAAAUCGGACAGCGGAGACAAAGUAUCUGUUUGACAAUCUCUGGGCCGCCAUGAUCAACAACGAUACCACCCACAGUGGCGCAUCGUGGGAAUACGUGGAUACAAAUCUGCAACCGGCGCUUUCCCGCUACACCAGUCUUUCACAUCCAUGGGGUGGUGCACCAACAUAUAUUCUUACUGAAUAUGUAGCCGGCAUUAGACCUGUGACUUUCGGGUACAAAACUUGGAUUAUCGCGCCUGCGUAUACAGGCUUCGGUCUCGAUUCAGCUAGUGCACAGGUAAAGACACCGUUUGGACUACUGAGCGUGAAGUGGAGCGUUGCUUUGGGCAAAAUCAAUGCAGUGAUCUAUGCACCAGCUGGCACUUCUGGCACGUUUGUCGUCAAUAGAGCCUUUGCGAACUCGACGAAGGCAAACACUGUGGUGCAAGUCAAGGGUGGAACUUUGCCAAAAGUAGUGUGUUUAGAUCUGUAAAUGGCUACCAUCGUGAUGGACCCUCGACGCACAUCAGGGCAUGUCUGUGAAGGGAGAUUGGAAGGUUGUUCGUAG